Messenger RNA from Malania oleifera, 687 nucleotides. RefSeq lists its product as uncharacterized. Gene Ontology annotation, biological process: systemic acquired resistance. NCBI's taxonomy places the organism in Eukaryota, Viridiplantae, Streptophyta, Magnoliopsida, Santalales, Ximeniaceae. The record is from RefSeq and is a predicted model, not a curated record. Bases 97 to 462 code for a protein of 121 amino acids. Gene Ontology annotation, molecular function: fatty acid binding. The transcript is spliced from 2 exons.
UCUGCACAGCAUCACAGAGAGAGAGAGAGAGAGAGAGAGAGAGAGAGAGAGAGAGAGAGAGAGAGAGAGAGGGAAGGAGGGAGAGAGUAUUGAAAAAUGGAGAGGGGUUCAUUGAAGGUGAUGUGCAUGUUGGGAGUGAUGGUCGUGGUGGUGGGGAUUAUAGCGGGGGUGGAGAGGGCAGAAGCAGCGGGAGAGUGCGGAAAAUCUGAUCCAAACAAGGAGGCAGUAAAGCUGGCGCCAUGUGCUGGGGCUGCACAAGAUGAGAACGUCAUUGUUCCUGCCAAGUGCUGCGAGCUGGCGAGGGCCAUCAGCCGCAACCCAUCCUGCCUUUGCGCUGUCAUGAUGUCUGAUGUCGCCAAGAACUCAGGGAUGAAGCCUGCCAUCUUCAUCACCAUCCCCAAGCGCUGCAACAUUGCGGAUCGUCCCGUGGGUUACAAAUGCGGAUCUUAUACACUGCCUUGAUGCAAAAAUGGAAGGGCCAGGAAAGCUGGUGGGGAAAUUGUGACUGCUCCUCUCGUUGGCUAUGUCUUAUCUACUCUUUUAUGUAUAGUUGUGUACCCAAUAAAAUAAAGGGAGCAGCACGCACUCAUCCUGCUUCUGUCCAUCUUUAAUUUAAUUUAUAUAUCUAUCGUCGUUUGGACUCCUUCAAUUUAGUGUAAAAGAUGCUGACCUCAGCAACUUAUGCCU